GCAUGCCCGCUCCCGUGCUCGCCGCGCCGCCGCCGGGGCUUCCGCUGCGGGCCAGGGAAGAACCUCGCUCCCGCGCUGCCACCUGGAGAAGUGGCGGAUCGUGGAAGGGAAAGUGGCCUGUCCCCGGCGGGCGCAACGCCUGGGAGCUUUUGUUUGGGAAAGAAUGCUUAAGGGCUCUCUGUGCUCGGCGGCUCCCGGGCUGCGAAAUGCGAGCGUGGGCUCCCACGCGCGGGCUGCGCUCCGAGUCUCGUGCCAGGCCCAGUCUUCCCCACUCCCAAGUUGUGCAGUCGCAACAGGGAAGUGGUGUGGCCGCCAUUGUCGCAGCUGCUCCGGAAUAAGGAGGCGGCUGCGAAUGCUUAUUUAGUGACAACAGAGGUGUCACCAAAGAUUCUGAAGGGAGUGCCCUCCAAGCCCGCUGCAGGCCCAGGCUGCAUCUAGAACACAGGAAGGCCUAAAUGAAGAAUGGAGCAUCCUUAGAAGUCCCCUUACCAGCCUCCAUGUAGUACAGAUGAGAAAGCCUGCUGGUUCAGAGCUCUGUGGUUCCUAUUGGAGGUACUUGUUAGGGGUCCUUUGGUGGAGUCUUACGCCACGUCUUUGUGUAGGACAGGAUUCUAGCACAGCCACCUGCUUCUACAAACUUCCCUGUUUGUGGGAUUAGUGGUCACUAGAGGAUAUUUUUGUUCUUAGUAUAAUGGCCUGCAGGAUGUGGAGUCCUUUGACCCUUUUUAUAGGAAGGUAUAGAGGGGAAAAGUGUGGACUUUGCCACUGCCAUUUGGUGUACAGUUUGCAAUUGCACAAAGUAGCGUGUUUACUCCUUGCUUCCCCUUCUAACUGUUGCGAAUGUGUGCUCCUACAGCCUCUGCUAUAUUUAGAGAAAUGUGCAUCUAGACGUUUCUAGGUCCUGAAGAGAAAUGUGGAGAACUAGGUACCCAACAGGACGUGGUGGGGGUAAGGACACAUACUGAUGUCACCUGCCAUACUUCUAGUCCUUAUGUAGAACCAGGCUGGAUUACUGCUAGCCCCUGGCUUCUACCCAGAAAAAUGGGUUUGUAUGCAAGAGAUGGGACAAUAAAGGGGUCUGUGAUUUUGUUCUUUAUUCUUGUAAACACUUGGUUUAGAAUUUGAGAUAGGGAAAAAUCUUAUUUAGUCUUUUAUCUUUUUUCUGAUAGAUCUGGCUUGCCCCUGAUCAGACUUACUCUGAUCUGAAGAUUUUGGAGUUUAAGGCAUUAAGAAAAUAGCCUGAAUUGUUCAUGGAGUUUUUCAUCAGUAUGUCUGAAACCAUAAAAUAUAAUGACGACGAUCAUAAAACACUGUUUCUGAAAACGCUGAAUGAGCAGCGCCUGGAAGGAGAAUUCUGCGAUAUUGCGAUUGUGGUUGAAGAUGUGAAGUUCCGAGCCCAUCGCUGUGUUCUCGCUGCCUGCAGCACCUACUUCAAGAAGCUCUUCAAGAAGCUCGAAGUGGACAGUUCUUCCGUCAUAGAGAUAGAUUUCCUCCGCUCUGAUAUCUUUGAAGAGGUCCUGAACUACAUGUACACAGCGAAGAUUUCCGUGAAAAAGGAGGAUGUUAACUUGAUGAUGUCGUCGGGUCAGAUUCUUGGUAUCCGGUUUUUGGAUAAACUCUGUUCUCAGAAGCGUGACGUGUCUAGUCCUGAUGAGAGCAAUGGCCAGUCAAAGAGUAAGUACUGCCUCAAGUUAAACCGCCCCAUCGGAGAUGCCGCUGACACCCAGGAUGACGAUGUCGAGGAAAUCGGGGACCAGGAUGACAGUCCCUCCGACGACACGGUAGAAGGCACUCCCCCGAGUCAGGAGGACGGCAAGUCCCCUACUACUACUCUCAGGGUUCAGGAGGCGAUUUUAAAGGAACUGGGCAGUGAGGAAGUCCGAAAAGUGAACUGUUAUGGCCAGGAAGUAGAAUCCAUGGAGACUCCGGAGUCCAAAGAUCUGGGGUCUCAGACCCCGCAAGCCUUAACGUUUAAUGACGGGAUGGGUGAAGUGAAAGACGAACAGACUCCAGGCUGGACAACGGCUGCCAGUGACAUGAAGUUUGAGUAUUUGCUCUAUGGUCACCAUCGGGAGCAGAUAGCCUGCCAAGCGUGUGGUAAGACGUUUUCCGACGAAGGCAGGUUAAGGAAGCAUGAGAAGCUCCACACAGCAGACAGGCCGUUUGUUUGUGAAAUGUGUACAAAAGGUUUCACCACCCAGGCCCACCUGAAGGAACACCUGAAAAUUCACACAGGGUACAAGCCCUACAGCUGUGAGGUGUGUGGGAAGUCGUUUAUCCGCGCCCCAGACCUAAAGAAGCAUGAGCGGGUUCACAGCAACGAAAGACCAUUUGCAUGUCACAUGUGUGACAAAGCCUUCAAACACAAGUCUCACCUCAAGGACCACGAAAGGAGACACCGAGGGGAGAAGCCUUUCGUAUGUGGCUCCUGCACCAAGGCGUUUGCCAAGGCCUCAGAUCUGAAGAGGCACGAGAACAAUAUGCACAGUGAAAGGAAACAGGUCACCCCCAGUGCCAUCCAGAGUGAGACGGAACAGUUGCAGGCCGCGGCGAUGGCUGCCGAGGCCGAGCAGCAGCUGGAGACCAUUGCCUGCAGCUAGAGGUGAUGGGUCAGGAACACGUGGCCUGGGAGGUCGAUGCUGAGGUUGCAUUGAUCACAGUCAGUGAACACCUUUGACUGCUUUUGUGGCAACUUAGAGUGUUGUACUGGCUGAACCUAAGACAGUGCUUGUUCCAGUUAGGUAAUUCUCAGAUUCCUCAAGGCAGUUACGUUCCUACGUUCUGACCAAACCGUUUUUUUAUUUUGUUUUUUGUGAUGUCUAGUGUUGAUGUUCCUGGUAAGCUCCCCUGCCCCUCUUUAUGGUUUUAAUUUGAAAACUCCUUUGUCCGGUUUAAAGUGAGCGGCUUCUGUCCGUUCUUAAUUCCUCUACGCUUGCCAGGCUGGUGAGUGCGCUGCAGAGUAAUUGAAUAAAUUGAUCUCCCAACCAUCCCAAUAUAUGUGACUUACGGUCAAAACAGCAGUUUUAUUAUCUGGAUACAAGAACUUCAUAUCGGUGCAGAAAACGUUGGCACAUGCUGACCCAGGACACUGUAUAAAUACAAAACCAAGUUUGGAAAUACGGAAUGGUGUUAGUUUUAUAUUUGGUUUGUUGAUUUUUAAAUCUCUCUAUAUAUCAUUGUUUUUACCAUUUCUGUGGACAGUAAAUGGUUGCUUUGCUGAAGUGUUUCUUCCUCCAUUGUGAUGGCCCCUGUCCCCACCCCAAAUGCUGCAGGUCAUGUGGACCUCAGGGUGAGUGAGACCACCAGGAUGCUGGUAGUGCUGGAACCGAGUUCCUCUUUUGUCCAGUGUGGCCACUCUUCCUGCGGGUGUCUGGAGUGAACCGGUAGUGAGAGAAGGAGAGAAGUCUCCGAGACAAGGUUUUCACAGAUACAAAAACCCUAAGAUUCCCUAGGUCUUCAAAAUCCUGACUGAUUUCAAAAUUGGUUUUGUAUUUAAGAUGAAAAUUAGGACAAGAAACAGACAUGCUUCUUGGUGUUUUAGUAGUUUACGGAUGAUCAAGCUUUUGGGGUUCUCUGCAGCUCUCAGUUUCUCAUAAAGAAGAUGCUUAAAUAAUUUCAAAUCUUUCAAAUGUGUAAAUAGUAGUGUUGGUCCUACGUAUUUCAAGGGAAAGGACAGCUGCACUUUUUUAAUUUUUUUGCACAUUGGAUUAAAGUACCAAACAUCAGACUGUCUUAACCAAUAUUAAAGAUCUUCAGACCGAUCAUUUGUUUUCCAAGUAUGUUUUGUCACUGGCUGCGGUUUUCAAUAGAAGCUGACUGCCUUUUCAUAGCCAUAAAUCAGAAUUAUGAACUUUGAGAUCCGGCAUACUAAAAGUGCUUUUAACUGUUUCCUUAGGAGUGUAUUGAAAUGCCAACAGAGUUUGAAUUAUGUUCUGUAAGAAAGUACUAGACCAUUGUUUUAGGAUGUGUACAGUUGUAGAAAGUAAGUGCCAACUUUUAAAGUUCAUGUUUGGUUCUUAAGAUUUUCAUUUUUAAAAAAUACAUUAAAAUAAUUUCAUUACAUGGCCUGCUGUAUGAUCACCUGUUAUGACUAUUGUGAGAAAAAUUUUAUUUUCAAAAUUGGUGUACGUGUUAUGCCCAAGAGUGUUGGGUGGGGAUGCUACCUUUCAAAAUUUCCUAUUUAUUGGUAAAAUGUUUUGGUUUAAAAUUAACUUAAUUUUCCCUGAAAGCUCUUUGUUCUGUAUUGAAGGCAGUCCUGUCAGUGUGCUUCUGUGCUGUUAGGGAGGGGACCGACCGCUGUUCCCAGGCCGUGCUGACCAAAGCAAACGUGAAGUCAGCUGACAUCCUGUUGAUAGCUACUUCAACAAACCGUAUUUUGGGCCUUUGUUUUUGUAUAUAAAGAAAAUAAUAUACUUGU
Messenger RNA from Myodes glareolus (Bank vole), 4417 nucleotides. Lineage: Eukaryota; Metazoa; Chordata; Mammalia; Rodentia; Cricetidae. The record is from RefSeq and is a predicted model, not a curated record.